Molecule: messenger RNA, 393 nt
Organism: Bombina bombina (fire-bellied toad)
Lineage: Eukaryota; Metazoa; Chordata; Amphibia; Anura; Bombinatoridae
Product: histone H2A type 1
Exons: 1
Coding region: 1-393 (130 amino acids)
Cellular component (GO): nucleosome
Molecular function (GO): protein heterodimerization activity; structural constituent of chromatin; DNA binding
Source: RefSeq, a predicted model, not a curated record
AUGUCAGGAAGAGGCAAACAAGGUGGUAAAGUCCGUGCUAAGGCCAAGACUCGCUCAUCUAGGGCUGGUCUGCAGUUCCCAGUCGGCCGUGUGCACAGGCUGCUCCGGAAGGGGAACUACGCUGAGCGGGUGGGAGCCGGUGCUCCCGUCUAUCUGGCUGCAGUGCUCGAGUACCUCACCGCUGAGAUCCUGGAGUUGGCCGGUAACGCUGCCAGGGAUAACAAGAAGACCCGCAUCAUCCCCAGGCACCUGCAGCUCGCUGUGAGGAACGACGAGGAGCUCAACAAGUUGCUGGGUGGGGUCACCAUCGCUCAGGGCGGUGUUCUGCCCAACAUCCAGGCUGUGCUGCUGCCCAAGAAAACCGAGAGCAGCAAACCGGCCAAGGCCAAGUGA